Rhincodon typus (whale shark) is the source of this 2359-nucleotide messenger RNA. It is a transcript of the gene chrm4a, whose product is annotated as cholinergic receptor, muscarinic 4a. NCBI's taxonomy places the organism in Eukaryota, Metazoa, Chordata, Chondrichthyes, Orectolobiformes, Rhincodontidae. The record is from RefSeq and is a predicted model, not a curated record. Gene Ontology annotation, biological process: G protein-coupled receptor signaling pathway, coupled to cyclic nucleotide second messenger; regulation of locomotion; adenylate cyclase-inhibiting G protein-coupled acetylcholine receptor signaling pathway. Gene Ontology annotation, cellular component: plasma membrane; synapse; dendrite. Gene Ontology annotation, molecular function: G protein-coupled acetylcholine receptor activity; G protein-coupled serotonin receptor activity. The transcript has 2 exons. Bases 193 to 1656 code for a protein of 487 amino acids.
GAAAAUGUUCCAAAAGAGGUUCGACAGACGCUCAAAUAAUUUGCCCAUAACUCCCAGCCAGCAGACGUACUGGCAGGUAGAGCAACGAUCCCAGCUCCCACAAGUCCUGGACAAAUCCUCCCAAGGAUUGUAACCGUACUUCAAGAGUUCUUACGAUAGCAGAUAUGAAGGCGGCAGAGGAUUUCAAGUUCCAUGUAUAACACAUUUGUAAAAACCUUUAUGCUGAAAAUGGAGAAUGUAACAUUUGAGAAUGCUGGAGCCAACAACUCAAACUUAACUGUUGGAGUGACAAUGACCAGCCCUUAUAAGACUGUUGAGAUCAUCUUCAUAGCUGUUGUGACUGGAUCCCUUAGCUUGGUCACAGUGGUGGGCAACAUAUUAGUCAUGUUAUCCAUCAAAGUUAAUCGCCAAUUGCAGACUGUUAACAAUUACUUCUUAUUCAGCUUGGCAUGCGCUGAUCUGAUCAUUGGAGUCUUUUCCAUGAACUUGUACACUGUCUACAUUAUUAAAGGCUAUUGGCCUCUGGGAGCUGUAGUCUGUGACUUGUGGCUAGCAUUGGACUACGUUGUGAGCAAUGCUUCUGUUAUGAACCUUCUGAUUAUCAGUUUCGAUCGAUACUUCUGUGUCACGAAGCCACUGACCUAUCCGGCUCGAAGGACCAACAAGCUGGCUGGGCUGAUGAUAGCUGCAGCUUGGAUACUCUCCUUCAUCUUGUGGGCUCCAGCCAUCCUCUUUUGGCAGUUCAUUGUCGGCGGGCGUAAGGUGAAAAAAGGACAAUGCUACAUUCAAUUCUUCUCCAACCCUGUUGUGACAUUUGGCACAGCCAUUGCAGCGUUCUACCUGCCGGUUGUCAUCAUGACUGUUUUGUACGUCCAAGUCUCCUUUGCCAGCAGGAGUAGAAUGAAAAGUCACAGGACAGACAGUCAGAAAGAGAAUACUUCUCGAUCUUCCAACUUUUUCAAGAGUCACUUCAGCAAGCAACAGAAUAACAACAACUCUCCCAAGCCAGCAACGGACUCCUCCAGUGAGACGGUGAGGAAUGGAAAGGUAGAGGAAAAGCCCUCCAUGAAACAGGUGUCUCUAAGCCAUCGCGAGGAGAAGGAGACCUCCAAUGAGUCCAGUUCAGCCAGCACUGUCCUCCCCAGUCUCAAAGAGAAAUGCACCAGUGAUGUCAUACAGCACGCACAAGCUCCAAAGCUGUCCAAAAUGCAGAGCUCCAAAUGGUCAAGGAUCAAGAUAGUCACCAGACGAACUGGCAAUGAAUGUGUCACCGCCAUCGAGAUCAUGCCUGGAAAUGCAACCAACAACACAGCAGCCAACAAGCCUGGCAUUGUCGCCAGGAAAUUCGCUAACAUUGCGAGAAGCCAAGUGCGAAAGAGACGCCAAGUGGCUGCUAGGGAGAAAAAGGUUACGCGGACAAUCUUUGCAAUCCUUCUGGCAUUUAUAUUCACCUGGACUCCUUACAAUGUCAUGGUUCUUAUCAGCACCUUCUGUGAUGACUGUGUCCCUGAGACUGUUUGGGUCAUUGGGUACUGGCUGUGCUAUAUCAACAGCACUGUCAAUCCAGCAUGUUAUGCCCUCUGCAACAUUACCUUUAAGAAGACUUUCAAACAUUUGUUAUUGUGCAAAUACAAGAACAUUGGCAAUGCAAGAUAAAGUGAACGCCAGAAUCUGGUCUGCAAUGUGUGUUGCUGCAGACUUAAAGAUGUAAAUAUUCCAAAGCGGUAUUUCUAGAGAUGCCAGAUUUACACUGUGCUUGUAUUUUCAGUAUAACAUUCUUCUGUUUCCCUUCCUGAAGUAGAGCAUGUACAUACCAUAUAAGCAAAGAGAUGACAAUGUGAAAAAGAAAUCAUAACUCAUCUUAAUAUUGUGCAGGUGCUAGUGGUAGACCAAGUCAGAAAUGUGCUUUUCCUUGUGUCCAGCUUCAGCUCAGCGACUCCAAUUGUGCCAGGAUACAAAAGCUUGAUAUGUUGAGAGAUCUACUGAACUACUGUUACAAAAUCUUAAGUAAAAUUGUAAGAUAUCUAGACAACUGUGACAUGGCUGAGUGAAUGCUGUGACUGACUUUCAAUGGUUGAUAUCAAAAAUCCCAAGAAUGGUUUUUUGACAUCACCUACACCCCAACAUUGAAUUACAGCCCUUCCCUCACCCUUGGCCAUUUAUACAAUGUAAUGUGAUCUUGGCAAAGCGAACAAGCCCAUAUGAAAGUUAAUAUUUGUACUGGCAGGGUCUGGUGAGUAGAUACAAUGAGGCUGUCACUGUCGAAUGUUACAGAAAGGUACAAUAUCGGUACGAUAUAACAUUUAUUUAUAAUGGAAUUAUUUAACAAAAGAGCAGAUAAGGUCAGGGCAUAUAUUAA